CACUUUUACAGUUUCAAAUAAUUGUUUUGCAGAAUAUAUUUUUGGUAUCUGGAAGCCAUUGUAACUUUGAAAAUUAAUUGUUAAAUCCUACAAAACAGUAACAAUAAUGUUAAAGAACAUACAGUGAUUAAUUCAAACAUGCCUUUUUUUCUACCUAUCAUUUGUAUAUUUCCUGAUGUGUAGUAAUCUUUUCCUUUUAUGUUAGUAGUUAUUACGUUGUGUCCAUGCUCUACUUUGAGUGGGAAUGAACCACGUCUUGUUUAAACAUAUCUUCAAUGUAUAUAGAAGUUGUAGACUGACAGUGAUCCGUCCCCGCCCCUUUCUGUUUGCUGCAGCGAGGUCCUUCUCUGUGCAUUUGCACGCUCCCUUAUUACUCGGUACGCGCCUCGACGCCUGGCUUCAGGUGGCCCAUCACUAGCGGACCGUAUUGGCGUUUGGGUCCCGAGUCCUGACAAGAAAACUCUAUGGGUGCCCGAAAACGAAAACACCCUGAGAGCCCGAAGAAACUCCAGGAAGAACACGUAGCGGCUCUGAUUCUGGCUAGAGGGGGAAGCAAAGGCAUCCCGCUGAAGAACAUCAAGCUGCUGGCCGGGGUUCCUCUGAUCGGGUGGGUGCUGAGAGCCGCAAUCGACUCGGAAGAGUUCAACAGGGCGGUCGGGUCGCCUACUUUGAGAUGGAGCCGCAGCACAGCGUGGACAUCGACAUGGACAUCGACUGGCCUGUGGCAGAGCAGAGAGUACUCAGGUACGGUUACUUUGGCGGGGGAGUAACCGUACUGAUGUUCUGUGAA
Gambusia affinis (western mosquitofish) is the source of this 790-nucleotide messenger RNA. RefSeq names its product N-acylneuraminate cytidylyltransferase A-like. Gene Ontology annotation, molecular function: N-acylneuraminate cytidylyltransferase activity. Lineage: Eukaryota; Metazoa; Chordata; Actinopteri; Cyprinodontiformes; Poeciliidae. The record is from RefSeq and is a predicted model, not a curated record. The transcript is spliced from 3 exons. The coding region runs from base 465 to 770 and encodes 101 amino acids.